AUGACACUCACCCGAACACUUGGUAUUUCUGCUGACCGGAGGGCAUUCACUCAGGUGCUGGGGGACCCUGGGAAGAAAGACAAACAACGACUCAUGGGCUGGAGCCAGGACAAGAAGGUGAAAAACGAGUAUAUCAAAGAUGAUGAUGGAAAACCAGAGACGGAGAGGCGGCGACUAAAGGCAGAUCCUGCUUAUUGGGGAACAUCUCAUGCCAUCACUGUGGAAACACCCAGCAAGGUCUUACGAGUGGCCCGAGAUUCGGCCGCAACACUACCAUGUUCUUAUAAGACAACACUUACUGCACGAUAUGGAUUCAUCCAAUGGGAUAAGCCUCUAACAACUCCUCCAGGACAACAUCAUGGAGACUAUAGACUAGAGAAGGUGGCACCCUCCAUACCAGACUGCGGCAUUGAGGGGGAAACUGUGUACGGAAACAACAUCCAGCUAACGUGCCAGUCCAAAGAGGGGUCCCCAGCCCCCCAGUACAGCUGGAAGGGCUUUGACGUGGAGAACAAGGAACGGCCACUCUCACCACCAGUCACAGGAAAGACCCUGCUUUUGAAAAACAUUUCUGCAGAUACCUCUGGCUAUUACAUCUGUACCGCUACCAAUGAAAUGGGGACCAAGUUCUGUAAUAUCACUGUUGCUGUCCGACCUCCCUCAAUGAAUAUCGCCCUGUACGCUGGCAUCGCGGGAGGUGUGGUUGCUGCCCUCAUCAUCAUCGGCAUCAUUGUGUAUUGUUGCUGCUGUAAGGGCAGUGAGGAGAAAGACAGCGAGAGGCCGAAUCGAGAGGACUAUCAGGAACCUUCAGAGAAGACAGAAAUGCAAAGAAGAAGAAAUAAUGAUGACGAGGAAGGCGGGAAUCAGGACAGGUGGAGUUCUGGGCAGGGCUCCCCUACGCCCAGCACUCGGUGACCCGAGCUGCCUAAAAUUCUACAUGGAAGAAGGGGAGAAAGACCAGAAAGAGCCUACUUUUGAAUAGUCUCCCCUUAGUGCUCCCAGAGCAGGUUUUCCUAUCACUUAGUCAGCUCUGUUUAUACAGUGCUUCCUCUC
Messenger RNA from Gracilinanus agilis (Agile Gracile Mouse Opossum), 1053 nucleotides. RefSeq names its product glycoprotein A33 (gene GPA33). Lineage: Eukaryota; Metazoa; Chordata; Mammalia; Didelphimorphia; Didelphidae. Bases 1 to 915 code for a protein of 304 amino acids. Gene Ontology annotation, cellular component: plasma membrane. The transcript has 8 exons. The record is from RefSeq and is a predicted model, not a curated record.